This is a messenger RNA of Hypoxylon trugodes, 1590 nucleotides long. RefSeq names its product MFS general substrate transporter. The coding region runs from base 1 to 1590 and encodes 529 amino acids. Gene Ontology annotation, molecular function: transmembrane transporter activity. Gene Ontology annotation, biological process: transmembrane transport. NCBI's taxonomy places the organism in Eukaryota, Fungi, Ascomycota, Sordariomycetes, Xylariales, Hypoxylaceae. The record is from RefSeq and is a predicted model, not a curated record. The transcript is spliced from 5 exons.
AUGGGUAUUGGGGUAUUAGAAGAUAGGCACCUGGACAGGCCGCCAGGAACCUCGAAGCUCGGCGAGGAGCAGGGUUCCUCGUUCGACUCAGCGAGCACCGGCGAUUUAAAGAAAGAUGGCGACAUCAUCCUAGUUCCGCAACCGAGUAAUUCGCCAAACGAUCCGCUCAACUGGUCAAUGACAUGGAAGAACUCGAUUAUGCUCAUCCUGGCAUUUAGCUCCGGUGUCACAACUUCACUUGGUCCUAUGAUCUCUCCUGGUUUGAUAGUUAUCAGCCAACAGUUCAAUGUCGACCCUGACACUGUCUCGACCUUCAUGGUCGGUUCUAUCCUUCUUUUUACGGGAUCGGUCACUUUCUUCACGGCUUCUGGUGCGAAUAUCUGGGGCAAGAGGCCAUUCUUCGUGAUCUCGACGAUGAUGUUGUUGAUAUCUAAUAUUUGGGGUACCUUUGCGGACUCCUUCCCUUCACUAGCUGCAAUGCGAAUCUUCCAAGGUAUCGCCUCCGCUCCUUUGGAAACCCUGGUUACGUCUACGGUUUCCGAUCUUUUCUUCGUUCAUCAACGAGGGUUCCGUCUCUCACUAUGGGGUGUUAUGCUUGGUAGUGGUGUUUUACUAGGCCAGAUCAUUUCUGGUUUUAUCAUCGAGUCCAUGGGGAUCUCGGGAACUUUUGCCGUCAGUGCAAUAAUCUUCUGCGUGAUUCUGCCUCUUGUAUAUUUCGUCGUUGUUGAAACCACGUACACGAAGCCACGCGAUGCUGGCAUGAUCAUCGAUAAGCGUCCGGAUUCGCGCGACUCUGAAGUAGACUUCAAGGAACUAAAGGGCGACGAUCCAGCCAACGAGCAGAAGGAGAGCUAUAAGAGUCAACUUCGACUCCUCCGUGGUCGUUUAUCGGAUGACUCAUUUUGGAGAGGUGUAAUCAAGCCGUUCCCCUUGAUUUGCUUCCCUGCUGUUAUCUUUUCAACACUCGUCUACGCAUCUUUCUUCUGCUGGUUGUUAAUGAUUGGCGUGCUGUCCGUCAACGUUUUCUCAGCCCCGCCAUAUAACCUCAACUCUGCUCAAAUCGGACUCACGAACAUCCCCUUAGCCAUUGGCGCUCUCAUCUUUUCACCAAUCUCCGGCUGGAUGGCUGACGCGAUUCCGGUUUGGAUGGCAAAACGCAAUGGUGGUGUUUUCGAACCCGAGUUUCGCCUUGUGCUCAUGGUCAUUGCCAUACCACUUUCAACAGCUGGCUUCAUCGGAUUCGGUGUAUCUGCUUCUAGGGGACUACCGUUGGUUUGGUGCUUGGUAUGGAUUACUAUGCACUCGAUAGCUGUGCCCUUCGCCUCGCAGGCUUCAAUCAGUUACGUUAUCGACUGCCAUACGAAGGACGCCAACCAGGCCUUCGUGACCAUCAACUUCGUCAAGGCUCUCCUAAGUUUUAUCGCAUCGACUGUAGCGAAUGGAAUGCUCGCCAAGUUUGGGCCCCAAACGUUGUUCACGGGAAUUGCGAUUCUAAACCUAGGAAUUAGUUUACUUACCAUACCUAGCUACAUCUAUGGAAAGAGACUGAGGAGUUGGGUAGCAAGGAGUGAUUGGGCGAAGAAGAUUUAA